Molecule: messenger RNA, 2904 nt
Organism: Eruca vesicaria subsp. sativa (arugula)
Lineage: Eukaryota; Viridiplantae; Streptophyta; Magnoliopsida; Brassicales; Brassicaceae
Source: the annotation of a GenBank genome assembly
CUUCUGUGAACCUUCUCUCUCUUGGCAAACAACACUUUCUCUCUCUCUCUCUAGACACUCACAUUCAUUCUUUGCUUCACCCUUUUAAGAUCACGAGAGCCCCCCAUCUCUUUCACUUUCCCUUCCAUGCCUUUCUUCAGAGUAUCUAAUCCUCCUUUCAUCUCCACUCUUCCCCCUCUCCAUUGACGCUAAUACCAAUAAACCUCUAUUACGUCUCUCUUCCAUCGAUCAUUCACUGAUUACCGUUUUGGUUCGUGUUUCUUUUGAAAAAAUGACACAUUCAGUUAAACCGGUUCUUGAAUCUGAUAACCGUCUCCGUGAUUCAUUAACCUCCGACAUCGACAAACCGGACUUCCGUGAGCUAGAUCUCGGUUCUCCGGUUUCUCCGCUUCGUACUCAGCCACGUGGACUCACCACAACCACAACCACUACAAGUAGCAGCAGUUCUAACUCUUCCGGAUCUGUAACCGGUCGUAUUCGACAUGCUCCGGUUACCGGAAGAUCCGGUAGUAGUCAAUCCGGGUCAAGUAGCGGGAAUCCAAGAACGAGAUCCGACUCAGUUACUUCAAACUCACAACCACUCUCCUCCUCCUCCUCUGCUACUUCUCCUUCCACGGCGGCGAAUGUACUUCCCACCGGAAACAUUUGUCCCUCCGGCAAGAUCCAAAUCACCGGAAUGACGCAAAGCCGCUCCAGAAGCGACGUUCUCGGAUCCGGCACCGGGACGUACGGCCACGGUAGCAUAAUGCGAGGCGGAGGAAGCAGCGUCUCUCCGGCGAAACCAAUCCCUCCCCGACAAGUUCUGACUUCCCCGGUUACUGUCGGUGGCUACAGCAGAAGUAGUCCGGUUACAGCAACAGAGAAAGCGAUCUUAGGUUCGGAUCCUGAGGAGGUCAAGAGAGUAGGCAACGACAUGUACAGAAAAGGUCUGUUCAGUGAGGCUUUGAAGCUAUAUGACAGAGCAAUAGCUUUAUCACCGACAAACGCUGCUUACCGGAGCAACCGUGCUGCUGCGUUGACGGGUCUUGCUCGAGUCGGUGAAGCUGUGAAGGAGUGUGAAGAAGCUCUGAGAUUGGAUCCAAACUAUGGAAGAGCUCAUCACCGUCUGGCCUUAUUGCUUAUUAGAUUAGGACAGGUUGAUAUUGCAAGGAAGCAUCUUUGUUAUCUUGGGAAACCAUCAGAUCCUAUGGAGUUGCAGAAGCUUGAAGCAGUGGAGAAACAUAUGAGCAAAUGCGCAGAUGCGAGGAAGCUUGGUGAUUGGAAAGCUUCUUUGAUGGAAGUAGAUGCAGCUAUUGUCGCUGGAGCUGACUUUUCUCCUCAUCUAGGUAUGUGUAAAGUAGAAGCACUCUUGAAACUUCACCGGCUUGAUGAUGCACAAUCAAAGCUAUUAGAAGUUCCCAGAGUAGAGCCGUUUCCAUCAUCUUGUUCGCAGACUCGGUUCUCUGGCAUGGCUUGUGAAGCUUAUAGGUACUUUGUCAAAGCUCAAAUCGAGAUGGCUUUAGGAAGGUUUGACAACGCGGUGAUGGCUGCUGAGAAAGCUAGCAAAAUCGACCCACGAAGCAAUGAAGUUGCUAUGUUACACAAUACUGUUACAUUGGUUGCUAGGGCUCGUGUUCGUGGUAACGAUCUUUAUAAAUCAGAGAGAUACACGGAAGCUAGCUCAGCUUAUGCAGAAGGCCUUAGGCUUGAUCCUUGCAACGCUAUUUUGUAUUGCAACCGAGCUGCUUGUUGGUUUAAGCUUGGGAUGUGGGAACGUUCGGUUGAAGAUUGUAACCAAGCGCUGCGUUUCCAACCACAUUACACAAAGCCUCUUCUGAGGAGAGCUGCUUCAAACAACAAGAUGGAGAGAUGGGCAGCUGCAGUGACUGAUUAUGAAGCCUUGAUAAGGGAACUACCUCAUGACAAGGAAGUUGCUGAAUCUUUAUUUCAUGCUCAAGUUGCAUUGAAGAAAUCUAGAGGAGAAGAAGUAUUGAAUAUGGAGUUUGGUGGUGAAGUUGAGGAAGUUUAUAGUCGUGAACAGUUUAAAGCCGCCAUGAAUCUACCAGGAGUUUCUGUUAUUCAUUUCUCAACGGCCUCUGAUCAUCAAUGCAAGCAGAUAUCUCCAUAUAUGGACUCGCUAUGUACUCGUUAUCCCUCUAUACACUUCCUCAAGGUGGACAUAGAUAAAUGUCCUUUGAUAGGUAAUGCAGAGAACGUGAGGGUUGUACCAACAGUGAAGAUAUACAAGAACGGUACUCGAGUAAAGGAGAUUGUCUGUCCAAGCAAAGAUGUAUUGGAGUACUCAGUGAGGCACUAUAGCGGUUAAAAAUUCACUCUUCUAGGACUCCACAUUACCGUUAAGAAACUUCUCAAUAAUCCUACUUAACUUCUUAAGAUGCUUCAUUACCAAGGAACCCCAUUAGUGUAGAGUGUCAGCUCUUUAUUAUGAUUUGUUCAUUCAUUCCCCCUCUUUCAUUGCCCUAUGAUCUGUCUCUGUCUCUGUUCUUCUUCUCUUUUUUCCAUUCAUUUUUCUCUGCAGAUUGAGAUUUGCAUUGGCUCCUUCUUCUAGCUUCACUUGUUUAGGUAUUGAGAGAUGUUACUGGUUGGAGAUUACUCUGUGUACAUAGGAGAAGUUUGUAUGUGAUUGAAGAAGGGGCUUACUGAAAAGGGCAAAAGAGGAUGAUUUGGAUUCUUCAUUUUCAGUUCUUUGUUACUUAUAGAGCUUUAGUGAGACCAAGAAGAAAGUGGAACCAUCUUGUCAUUUUUAUUCUCCCUUUUUUUACAACAUUUUUAUUAAUAAAAAUAUAUAGUUUUAUUCAUUUUCCGUAAUGCAUUUUCUUUUCGUACAUUUGGCUCAAAUUUAUUAAUGACUCUAUCUAAAAAUAGGGGAACAGGUGAGUUUACUACUAUUGUGAAAUAUAUUUA